UUGAACGUCACAAAACAACAGACCAAAAGACUUUACCAUCUGUAAGCCUUUUCCAUCAAAGCUUGCAAUAUAAUUAAACACUGGUUAAGUCUGGUCCGAUCUGGAUAUCUGAGAGUCGGUCUAGGCUUAGUAUUUUGUGUUACCUGAAUCUACCGUAUUAAAAAUAGUAAAUACAGCCGAAUAGUCGAAUAGAGAGUCGUAAAACUCUACCGCAGACUAGAUCUAGAUCUCGAUCUACGCCUGAACUUAGAUCUACAUCUAAACCUUGAUCGACAUUGAUUUAAGUCAGUGUAAUUCUGUGACAGCUCAGUACGCAUUAUUUCGCUCAGAAUCUGACACAUUUGUCUCAGCCACUACCCGAUGGUCAUGGAGUCUGCUAUAGUAAGUCCACCCCUGCCUUCUGAUCUUGAUAUGGCCGCUGAAAUAGUGGAAGCAAAAAACAAACGAAAUGCAAAUUCAGUGAACAAUUUAGUACAUUAAGAAGAAAACUACCAGAAGAAAUUUGUCGGAAGUAACCUGUGUUAGAAGGAGCCUGUCAGAAGCAAACUGUUGGAAGGAGCUUGUCAGAAGCAACCUACGAUAGAAGGAGCCUGUUAGAACAAGCAGGUCGCCUCCCCCCAGAUGCCAAGAGAAACAAAGUCUGAAAACCUACAAAAACCUCCCGCUGGAAAAUCUAGUGUCGGUAAAAAACUGUGCAUUAUUCUUGUCAUUAUCGCCCUUGUUGCGGUGGAGAACGCUGUCCUGCUUCUGGUUUUCAAACUACCAAAGAGCGAAGAAGGUACCACAAGUGCUACAACUGCAGCGACUACUAAAGAACAGACCAAGAGCACGACUCCUAUGGAUGAUAAAAAGUACAUGCUGUCUUCCACUCCAAACAGUACUAAAGCUCAUGGCCAAGGUGAAGAUGAAAUGGGGACAACAGGAACGCCCAGGCCUUUUAUGUAUGAGACAAGUAUGGGUCAAGAGGAAACACACAUGCCUUCGGUAGCGGAGAUCACUUUCAAGCAACCAGAUACGGCCAAGCCUUUUUCUGAGGAGAUGACUGCCAUGCAAGGAAAUGCGUACAAUCCUUCUGUUGAGAAUACGACUGCCCAGGCACAUGAAAUGACUGAAGCUGGAAAUACCACCAAGUCCUCCGUAAUGCAAGAAACAACUGAAUGAAUUACGGCGCCAUUGGUUUUCUGAUGGAACAUGAGAUGGUGCAUGGUUUUCAUAAUGAUGAGUAAUUGGGCCACUGCGGAACUUGGAGAGGUUUGCAAAUGUCUUUUUGUGUCCAGUUGGCUCCUGCAUGAACCCGGAAAAGAAAUGUCAUAUAUGGAAACAACCAAUGUCAGCAUGAUGUCAUUGAAACUCAUUAAAUGAUCGCGAUGUCAAUAACGUGUAAAAUAAACAAAUUAAAAAAACAAAACAUUUACUCUUA
Messenger RNA from Biomphalaria glabrata, 1420 nucleotides. RefSeq lists its product as uncharacterized. The transcript is spliced from 8 exons. The record is from RefSeq and is a predicted model, not a curated record. Lineage: Eukaryota; Metazoa; Mollusca; Gastropoda; Planorbidae. Bases 622 to 1161 code for a protein of 179 amino acids.